UUCUUUUUUUUUGUUCGCAGAAUUUGUUGGGUUAACCCGUGAAUGGUUCUGAUCUUUCGAUUUAUGUAGCAGACGUAGAAAUGCGGUGUUUUGUCUGCGAAAUUGUGGUUCAAUUUUGCGGUCCGCGGCUGGAGGUUCUCUGCGCGUUGUCGCGCUAAAAUGUCGGGGAAGAAGUUAGUUGACUACUCCGACGUUAGUUCCGAAGAUUUUUCUGGCGACGACAGGCGCGGCUUGAAGGACGGUGGAAGUCCCGAUAUGGGGGGUAGACGUCCGAAGAACCGCCGGAACGGCCGCCACUACGAUGAACCUCCGCCGCGUGGUCGCCUGGCCCCACUUCCUCCUCCGCCACCGCCGCGGCACUGGUCCGGACUGGACUAUAGAGACGCCUGGGGAGACGGCGAUUCCCAUCGGUACGCGGGGGGCCGUCGUUCCGGGCCACCGCAUCAUCAUUCUCCGUCGCGCGAUUCGAGUAAAAAUCGCAAGUCAAAAAAGCGGAAGCACGACAAACGGAAAGACAAGAAGAAAAAGAAGCAUCGCCGCCGGUCUCCGGAGGAUUUGGAGCCGAUUUCCUCGGACGACGACGUCAAUGGGACAGUGAACGGCAGGGACAAGCGUCGAAGGAGAUCGCCGGAAAAGCGGCCUUACGAUGAUCUCGGCAGUCCUUUGAGUUCGGAUGGUUCGUCGGGCAAGCGGCGAUCUAGAAAGCGGUCUAGGCGGAGUCGUUCGAGAUCUACUGGGACUCCGCCGAGGCGUCCUUUAACAUCUUCACCUGAUUCACUGAAACGCGGCCUAACACCGUUGUCGCCGCGAGGAAAGCAAUUCCGUGGGGAUUCCUCUCUUCCAGGUGCAUCGAAGCGGAAUAGACAUGCUGCGUCUAGAAGUAGAUCUCGUUCACGCACCCCAGAUGGAAACAGGGCGAAAAAGACGCGGUAUGACGGGAAAGAUAAAGCAAGAGGUUCCAAGUCUCCUGGUACACCAAGCAGCAGUCGACGAUCAGAGCGGAGUCGAAGUCGCGAUAGACGCAACGUGGAUUCGAAAGCUUUGUCAAAAUCUGUUACCGGUAGUAGUUUCAAAACCACUGCGGGUUCUCCGGGUCGCGGAAAAGCCCGUAAAUCAAAAGUCGACGACAAACUCAGUGAUACCGCGUUGUUCGCUCAGUUGAGAAAGCAAACUUGGAAGACCGGGGAGGAUGAGGAUAAGUCAGGCUCCUCACCCGCCUUCAAAGCUUUGCUGAAGGUUGAUGGUGAUUCCAAAGACUCGAAAGAGGAGGAUGGACUGGAAGAUGGAGAAGUGGAGGAUCCGGCAGAAGCAAUAUCUGCGAGUCAGAGAUUAGCCGAGGACCAAGAUGCCGCCAGGACGUUGGUUACUGAGCCCGAAAAUGGCGGAUCGAAGAUCCUAGAAAUGCCCAUGCCGCCUGGAAUGGACCUGAGCAGUAUGGAAUUGGAUAACAUUGACUCAAGUCCGUCUAGUGCCGGAGGACUAACGCCGAAAAAGAAACGGGAUAUCACAAGGGCUAAGAAAGAACGCAAGAUGAACCUGAAAGAUUUACCCAUGCCACCGAUGGCACCAGAUAGUCACUCAAAUCAGGACUUCGCAACUCGCAAGAAUCCCGGAAUGGCGUCUUAUGGUGGCUUUGGCGUUGGAUCUUUCCCGUCCGAUUUCCGGGAUUCGAUGAUGCAUUAUCACCAUCCCUUGGCGCCGCCACCGCCGCCUCCGUCACCGCCGCCCCUGCCUCCAGUGCCAGACGGAUCACCGUUGUCCGAUGCCGGCGAAGUCCGGCGCCUCGCGAGGCCAUCAACCAAACGUCCUCGAAUAUUUGACCGCAGACCACCGUCGCCAACGAAGAAUUUGCACGACUGGGGAGAGCGUUGUGUGGAAAUGUUCAAGGUGCUCAGCUUGAUCGGUGAAGGCACAUUUGGCCAGGUGUUCAAAGCGGAAGAUGAAGUUACGAAGGAACUGGUUGCGUUGAAGAAAGUAAGACUCGAGAACGAGAAAGAAGGGUUCCCGAUCACCGCUGUUCGGGAAAUAAAAAUCCUUCGGCAACUCAAUCACAAGAAUAUUGUGAAUCUGAAGGAGAUUGUGACAGAUAAGCGCAACGCCCUCGAUUUUCUGAAUGAUCGGGGAUCAUUUUAUCUUGUGUUCGAAUUCAUGGACCAUGACCUCAUGGGGCUUCUCGAGAGUGGACUCAUGGAGUUCACUGAAGUUCAUAACGCGUCCAUCAUGCGACAGCUGCUUGAAGGGCUUUCAUAUUGCCAUAAUCGUAAUUUCUUGCACCGAGAUAUCAAGUGCUCCAACAUUCUCAUGAAUAACAAGGGCCAAGUGAAACUUGCUGACUUCGGGUUAGCUCGAUUGUACGAGGAAGAUUCCGAACGCCCGUACACCAACAAAGUGAUCACGCUGUGGUAUCGUCCGCCGGAGUUGCUCCUGGGCGAAGAAAAAUACGGACCAGCGAUUGAUGUCUGGUCUUGUGGCUGUAUUUUAGGCGAGCUUUUUUUGAAGAAGCCAUUGUUCCAGGCAGGCCAAGAACUGCAACAAUUGGAAGUCAUAUCUCGGAUUUGCGGGUCCCCUACACCUGCUGUGUGGCCGAACGUGAUUAAGCUGCCCGGAUGGCGCAACCUGAAGCCGAAGAAGACUCAUCGUCGGCGUGUCCGGGAAGAGUAUGCCUUCAUGCCUAACCUCGCAUUGGACUUGUUGGAUCGCAUGCUUGAGUUGGAUCCGAGCAAACGGAUAUCUGCGGUUGAUGCCCUGAAGCAUAAAUGGUUGCGGGAUGUUGAUCCGGAAAAAAUUUCGUGGAGUAGCUUACCAAAACAUCAAGAUUGUCACGAGAUGUGGAGCAAAAAGCGAAAGAGAGCACAGAGGGAGCAGGAAGCUGGGCUCCAACAACCCCUUCCGCCUGGAAAGCCGCAAAAUUUUAGACAGAUGGGCGAAUCUUCGGAUUUUUUGGCUCAGCGAGCGCCCAGGCGAGAAGGUGGGUUCGGGGGUACCUCGAGUACUUCGUCAAGUCCAUCCAAAUUUAAGGGGGCAGGUGUAAGUGCUCAAGAAGAAGGCCAGUUGCAACGCGAUCUCGGUCGUAUGAAUCAUCUGCUUGGUUCGUCGGCGGCUGCUGGACACCGUCCCGUAACAACCGGUGGCAAUCGGGGCAUGCAAGAUUUACAACACAUGCCCCGGAACGAGUUGUUUCAGUUGCUUGAAACUCUUUCAAGUCAAAAAAUUCUAGAUCCCGAGACUAUGCAAUUGGCGCAAAGUAUCAAGUCUAGCUUGAUGCGAUCCGGUGCAGUGAUGGGACCUACGUCGUCAAUGCUUCCGGUGGACUCAUCCGCUGCUCCAAUGCCUGUGCCUCAAAUGCCCGUAGCUUCAGCUCCUGUUAGAAAUCCUAAUGCUUCUGGUGCCUUUUUGCCUGGAUCAGGCAAGCCAAUCCCGAAUGCAGAGUCUGUAAUAGGUUCCAGACCUGGAUCGAUUCCUCCCAACAUUGUCCGUGCUCCUCCUUUACUCCCGAGUCCAAUACGAGGCUCGCUUCAUAGCCAACAUCCGCGUGGCGGAAGUGAUGCACCGCCGCCUCAUCCGUAUCGUGGAUACCAGCCCGAGGGCCUAUUUUGAUUACUAUUAUGUUCGGAACACCGUAGAUUGCAUUUCGCUGUCUCCUAACCAGUCACAACUGAGCUUUUCAUUCAUGAAAAGCGUUGCUCUCAUCUUCCGCGCACGGUAUCCUACAGCGUUUUGCGAAAACAACCCGAGUGCCGAAAAUGGGGAACUCUGGUUAGCUGUGCCGCGAGCAGCGAGUGAUUUUCGCGUGGCUCUUUCUAUGGAUAGGUACAACAAUUUUUUUUUUCGCAAUUCCGUGUCCGUAGAAGUGGGUCGACGUUCUUACGGCAAACUAGCUUGGAGAUGCGAGUUUGCUUGUGAUACAGCUGGACUAUUGUGGAGCAAUGUACUUGGAUGGUGAUGCCGAGAUAGUUGCUCUUGAAGAAAAUGUUUUUUUCCUGUCUCCGGGCACGUCGCUUCUACGGCUGAAUUUUUGGUGUUGACUGAUUUAUGUAUGUAUGGCGUUUGGCAGGGGGCUACCGACCGAAUCACUUCGGAACUUGAGUUGUUUCUCGUUCAAAUGUUGAAUUCAGAUUGUGUGAAAAGUGACCGAUCACGAUGGAAUUGUGCAAACAAGUUCCGCUUGUGGGAGUUUUUAUUGCUUA
Notodromas monacha is the source of this 4187-nucleotide messenger RNA. The record is from the annotation of a GenBank genome assembly. Lineage: Eukaryota; Metazoa; Arthropoda; Ostracoda; Podocopida; Cyprididae.